Messenger RNA from Drosophila innubila, 2692 nucleotides. It is a transcript of the gene Cyp312a1, whose product is annotated as probable cytochrome P450 312a1. The record is from RefSeq and is a predicted model, not a curated record. Gene Ontology annotation, molecular function: monooxygenase activity; heme binding; oxidoreductase activity, acting on paired donors, with incorporation or reduction of molecular oxygen. The transcript is spliced from 3 exons. Bases 163 to 1701 code for a protein of 512 amino acids. NCBI's taxonomy places the organism in Eukaryota, Metazoa, Arthropoda, Insecta, Diptera, Drosophilidae.
UAAUUUACAUAUAAAUAUAAAAAGCUAAGUAUAUUUUUUGUGCACUCGAUAAUUGAGUGUUUGUCAAUCUAUUGUGCGUCUCCGGUCUCCGGUGUCAGUCUCGGUUAAAAUCGCAAAUGCGUCAUUCGAUUCGGGCAGUCGACAGAAAGAACUCAAUCCAUAAUGAUCGACUCUUCUCUGCUGAUCUGGUUGCUGUGUGGUGUCGUGUUUACCUUAUUCCUUUAUGCGUAUCAGCAUCAGGAGCGGCUUAAUCGAUUGACCAUCAAUUGGCCAGGACCACCUUCAUAUCCCGUUAUUGGACAUUUGCAUAUCAUAGCAAGGCUCAUUGGUCCUCGACCAUUUAAGCGUGCCACGGAGCUGAUCCACGUUCAUCUGAAGGAUCAUCGCGGAAAACUCUGGUUGGGCACAAAACUCUACUUAUUCGAUUGUAAUCCCAAGGAUAUUCAGGCGCUUUGCACUGCCAAGCAGCUGCUGCAAAAGACCCCGGAUUAUCGUGUCUUUGAGAAUUGGUUGUGCGAGGGUCUCUUCACCAGCGGCGUGGAGAAAUGGACGCAUCGAAGGAAGAUGAUCACGCCGGCUUUCAACUAUGGCAUGAUUAAGCAAUUUGUGGAUGUCUUUGAGCGUCAAGCCCGCAUCCUGGUAGCAAGGUUGGCCAAAUUGGCCGAGACAAAAGAACCUCUUGACUUCUUUCAAUACAUUAGCUGCUACACUCUGGACACGAUUUGUGAAACGGCACUGGGGGCAACAGUUAAUGCACAGUCGGGUCAAAAGUCGGACUACUUCGAUGCGGUCAGAGAAAUUGUACACAUCAUUGACAGUCGCCUGAAGAAUCUGUUCUAUCGCAGCUCGAGGAUUUACAAUUUAUCUAAUCUUGCCGACAGGGAAAAGAAGCUUCUAAAGACACUUCAUGGUUUCACAGAGGGCAUCAUCAGGGAGCGAUUGGAACAAUUGAACUCUGAUCAGGCCAAUCGCAAUUGUGAGAGUACAGAAAAUGCUGAAUCGAGUAAAAAGAAGGCUCUCAGUUGUCUGGACACACUGCUGCUGGCAAGGACACCCGACGGAGAGCCGCUGCAGGUGAAGGACAUACGUGAGGAAGUGGAUACCAUUAUAUUUGGUGGCUUUGAUCUCACAGCCGCCACAUUGAAGUUCUUUAUGUACAACAUGACAUUGCAUUUGGAAUACCAGCAGUUGUGUAGGGAGGAAAUUUUGCAGGUUUGUGGCAAGGAUACGGGUGAAGCCAUAACCCUGGAGCAACUGCAUCAACUCGAGUAUCUGGAGAUGUGCAUUAAGGAGUCAAUGCGCAUGUAUCCUUCGGGACCCUUCACAUCAAGACGAGCCACCGCCAAUUGUCGGAUCAAUGAAUUCUUUAUACCAAAGGACACCGAUGUCAUCAUUUCACCUUUGUAUAUGGGUCGCUGCAAGGACUUCUUCCCGGAUCCGUUGGUCUACAAGCCCCAUCGCUGGGCACGUGAUGCAGAACAAAAGAUAGAACCCUCCACAUUUAUUCCUUUUAUGACGGGUGCUCGAAGCUGUCUGGGACAGCGCUAUGCCAUGGUUAUGAUGAAGAUAGUCUUAUCCCAUCUACUUAGAAAAUAUUAUUUCGAGCCGAUCGGAGAGCGACAAGAGAAGGCGCAUCUCAUCUUUGUUAUGACAUUGCAAACGAAAAAUCCCAUUUACUGCAAAGUACGAGCCGUUGACUAAAAUACGUGUCUAUAUUUUGCAUAGGAUUAAGCUACGGAUCGGUUAGGUAUUUAAGGGCUCCUUAACGCAUUGGAGAAUACAUCUCCGAUACUUCCCUUGAACCUUUUGUUGCCUGACUCCAUUCACGAAUUUCGUAUUGCAUACUUCGUGGCGCACACAAAUUACGCAUUACAUUUCCGCUUUUAAUGAUGACGACGACGGCGACUCAUAUAAUAAAAUAAUUGAGAUCACUCUAGUCGACUACCAGAUACCCUUUGCCCACUUGCACAAGCAAAUGCAGGCGACAGAUGGCGCCAGUGCUGCUUUUCCAUUUGAUUCUAUGAAAUAGAGCGGAUAUAUAGAGAGCAUAUUAAAGCAUACGUAUUUCAAAUCUUUUCGAAAUAUUCCCUAAAUAGUUUAUGCCAUUCAGAAGCCAAAACACAAUACUUCACUUUUAAAUAUAGUAGGUAUUUUAGUAACUGAGAUUAGAUAAAUUAAUCGACUCGGUAGCUGAUACCACACAAACGAAUAAUUUUUAGUCUAGAAAAUCCCUACUUCUUUCUGUUACAUACAUUAGUACAUAGUUAUUAUACCCUUUUUUGUCCAAUUUGCAAUGGGUACAAUUCGAGCAUUUUUCUGGCCUUUUUUGUAAAUAUUUUUAUUUGAGAAACGCGCGUUCGUCUAGAAAAUAAUUUGGUUUUUUGCCUCGAUUUUUUAUUGUGCGCGCGCUGCGGAAAAUCAACAAACAUUUCCUGCCAAUGGCUCUGUGUAAUAAAUAAAAAUACAUAAAGCAAGCCCAACCCGUCGCCCAUCGUCAUUGCCACACAUAUCCUCCCGUCAUAUUCCGGUGCAAAUUAUGGCCCGUUGCCUGCUUAUUAUUACGAUACGACGACGAUGACGACGAUAGAGAUGGAGAUGGAGGAGAUGGAGUUGGAGAUGGCGACAGCAUCGCAUAUCCUUGCCGAGCGCAUAAAAUGCAAUUUAUUUAAAUAAAAAUCAAGUUUAAUUUGCA